Pieris brassicae (large cabbage white) is the source of this 4255-nucleotide messenger RNA. RefSeq lists its product as uncharacterized. The record is from RefSeq and is a predicted model, not a curated record. Bases 371 to 1363 code for a protein of 330 amino acids. The transcript has 6 exons. Lineage: Eukaryota; Metazoa; Arthropoda; Insecta; Lepidoptera; Pieridae. Gene Ontology annotation, biological process: receptor catabolic process; virus maturation; endosome to lysosome transport via multivesicular body sorting pathway. Gene Ontology annotation, cellular component: ESCRT I complex; cytosol.
UCUUAUAAAUUACAAUUCGUUGCUUAAAGCACUCUGUGAUUGUGAACAAGUGAACGACUAAAAUCGCUUCGCUUAUUAGUAGUGCUUGGCUGAAAUAUUUUUAAGUGUAUUUAAUUCAAUACUUGUAUACUUGGAAAUUCUAUAAUAAUUUAGAAUAUUGUAUAUAAAUUAUUAUAAUAGUGAACGAACGUUAAAUAUGUGAUAUGUUUAUUCAAGAUUUAGAAUUACAGCUGAUGUUUUGUUUGUUAUUACAUUAAACAUUUAUCUUUCUAUUCAAUAUUGUAUUUCCUAAAUCUGGAAAAUUUCCGUCUUUUCAGUUAAAAGUAGGCCCAUAUUGCCAUGACAACGGUGUUCUAACUAUGAAGUGAUCAUGUCAAAAGUCCUGUCUGCAUUGGGCGGUGCCCUCCCUGAUGAGAGACCUUUACUCUCACUUCAAAUUGUCGAAAGUGUUGCUAAGUGUCCAACAGGGUACUGGCCAGUGAGCAGGACAUAUGAUGAGGAUGCUGAUGCUGGCCUUCUGCGCCAGACAGGCUUAUUUGGAAAGAAGCCGAGUCAUUACAUAUGCUUAUCUAAAUCAGAAGGUGUACCUGGGUACGUUAUGGAUGGGGUGGUAGUAGUGGGUGAGAGAGAAGCGACUCCAGCGGGGUACAGUGUAGCAGGGCGCGCUGGAAAACGACGGUUAUGCACCCGAGUGUCAAGAGUAGUCUCUGCGCCGCAUCCAGCUCCCACUGUGACUGAUGUUAUUGUUUGUUCGAGGAUGCGGUCGGCACCACAGGGGUUUUUACUUGCCGGCGAAAUAAAUGGCAAAGUAGUGUGCUAUAAGGUUAGUGGGGGGAGUGGCGAGACAUCACCCACGCAUCACGCGGAGUAUGAAAAUGUAAUUUCAAAUAACACACCCGAAGCUAACAGGAGGUUACGACAAGUUCCUGAACGCCCACCAAAGCUAUCACCGCUCGUGUCAGACCUCAACAAUUUGAAUCUAAAAUCUCCUACAACGUACCCAAAAAUCGAGGAAUUCACAAGCGAUCACGAUUACGAAGCCCUUAGUCCGUCAUAUAACAUCAAACCAGUGAGACCGGCGCCUCGGCCUCCGAAUAAGUCUCCGAUCCCCCACAGUAGCCCUGGGCCUUUGUCCCCGGGGCCUCAUGGGAGGAAAAAGGGCCCGGCGCCUUUGCCAAAAGCCUCGAAUUAUCAGACCCUCGGUGGUUAUAAUGGAUUAGAGGGCGUUCCGUUUGUACUGAAUUCGAAGCUACGUGGUUUACCGAGGCAUACUUUGAACCAGUUCCCAGUGAUAAAGAAACGAAGUGGUUUUGACUUGGACCGUGAUUAUUCCUAUGCAUUCACCGUGGAGCGACAAACGUGAAUAACUAUUUUAAAUGAAAUACUUUUUUGGAUUACGUGCUAAGGGCCCGCUUAUUCAAUGGUUAACGGACGUCUUGGUUUUCCAAGAAAUAAAAUUCCUUACUCUUUUUUUACGAGACUUUAAUGAGAGGAAAUGUUGCAUGAUGUAGACGUGUAUCACAAUUUCAGUUUCGUACGUACGUACGUACGACUACAACGUUCGUAGCAAGCAUGGUCGUUGGUUGAAUAUUAACUACUCGUAAACCGUAUUUUCUUGAGGACUAAUAUGCGAAAGGUUUUCUAUACAGGACUUUUCAACAGAUAUGAUAUUUAAUUUAAAUACAUAUUACUUAAAUAAUACUUUACGAAGCUCUUAUGUGCGGAAUACCAGUUAGUUAUUGCUACGGAUAGUAUAUAUAGAGAGCGCGUUAGUACGGUGAAUCUACGCAUUAUGAAAAUAAUUGUAUGUCUCGAACCUUUAAUUAUGGUAUAGGUAUUUUUAAAAUGCAAUACUCAAGGGUACGUACGUUAAGGGUAAUACGUUUUCUGUAUAUAUUUCUUCCCUUUUGGGAUAGCAAGUUUAUUAUGUAAUUUUAUUAUUUUAAAUGUUUGUGGUUUAUUAAAGUAUAGAAUACAAAUCAUUUACAAAAAUGAUUACAUAUGAAAUUAUUGAAUUUGUACGAUUGCCUGUUUUAAAUAUUAACGUAUGAUAUUUUUUAAUGUUAUUAUUUAUUUUUAUUGCAUGAAAUGUUGUCGACAUUUAGCGCCGUUACUCUGUAACUUUGGUUAAGAUUGCUGCAUGAGUGCUACGGAUCGUGGUUUGGAAGUUACAGAGUAGCUAAUAGUUUAUGAGGGUAGUGACGUCAAUUAUGUUUAACGCCAUCUAGCGAGCGUGGAUGGUACUUUAUACUUACGUGGCUCGAUCGUUAAAUUGAAGACUUUUAACACUCAUGAAAUAGCCGUAUCAUUAAAUCAUGGAGUGAUAUUUCGAACGUUUAAAAUCCAUAUAUCCAUGGGCUGCGAUGACUGACAUUUUUGGGCGUCUUCCUAUUAUAUAAAAACAAAAUAAAGGCGCUUCUACCAAUAAUAUGUACGGAACAAGUUUAUAAUUUGAUUUUAUAUACAGUUGAUUAAUUCAUUACUUGGACUUAAUUAAUGACUUAAAAAAUAAUUGCAAUUUUACACGUCAACAAUUUUACGAUUCAGCCACGUGUUAUAUACAAAGCUGCAUAAAUUGGUUUCAGUGAAUUUGUAAUUGCGGGGUCCAUGUAUUGUGAUGUGAGGUUAAAGACUGAAACGGAGCUUUUCGAAGCAAAAUAUAUAAAGAAAGUUCAAUUGCAGUUUUAACUAAAGUAAUUUCUCUCUUUUUAUCAAAGCGAAAACACAAUUCGGCAGAAAGAGAAUAUUCGUUUUUAUGAAGAAGGGGUUUGAGGUUUGAGAUUAUUAUAUGAUUCUUUCCCCUAUGUAUGCUAUUUAUUAAGUAUGUAUUUUUAUUUUUUCUGUUUCCAUGCCUUCAUUGUAUAUAUUAAUAGUAUUCAACUGUGCCAAUAAUUUUGAUAAAGUUCAAUUUUACGUAUAAUUCGUAAGUAAUACGACGCAAAUUACCAGGCACAGAGCCAGUCAAUUUUUACCUAGUCAAAUAAGUACUAAGUCAUAGAGAAUGGAGAUAGCCUGUGGUAAAUAUAUAGACAAAACAUCUGUGCUUCACACUUCAUUUACAAAAAUAUUUAUUUCUUUUUUUAAAACUCCUUUGGUCUGUCAAUAAUUUAGGCAGUUGUAAGAUGUUGAUGCGCGUCCUUUAAGAAGUAUGUGCCUUAAUUUAAAUUCGAUAGAAUAGUAAUGGUUAACAAAAUGGCGUCGGUAUUACAUUAGCAAUUUGAAACAUUUUUACGUCCGACGGCAACAUGAAAUGAAAUGAAAAUUACAGCUGGUGAGAGCUAUAGUCUAAUUACUGGUAUUAUUCAAAUCAAUUGUAUUGAAGAGCCUAUUCCAUCAAGGUGUCUAUAUUUUUUUAGUUCAUUAAUAAAACGGUUCUAUUCUCUAUGUCUAUGCAAUCAGAAUGCUAUUAGUGACAAAUUAUGUUGGUUAAUAUACAAAUUAAAUCAUGUUAACCUCUAGUUAGAUUAUUAGGUGGAUAACAAUUUAAAUAUAUUUAGAACUUAGUAAGUACUAUAUAUGUAAGAUCUGGCCCCUCUUAUGUCGCUCAAUCAAUUGCAUGUACUAAAACGAUGAAUUUAUUUUUCGUACAUAUAUUUGGCUAAUAUGCUUUUAUAUAGCAGUAGUAUUUGACAUAUCUAUCAUAAUUAUAGCAUUGCCGUGUUAUGGUGCACAUUAUAUAAGACAUAUACAAAAUAGCUGAAUUAUCCAAUGACGGGUUGUGAAUACAUUGCCCAAAAUAUUCAUUUUUAUCUGUGCUAUGUAAAUUUGUCAAUUUUGUAAAUAUCGUAUAGAAUAAUUUGCACGUAACUUUCUUUUUAGAUGAUGUAAGGUUUAAUAUUUUUUAAAAUUUGAUUGUAGUUUUUUUUCAAUGUUGAAAUAGGCAAAUUACAAGGAAUUUAUAUUUUGUUAAUAGCAAUACUAUUAAUCGAUCGAUCCCUAGAUAUUCCAAUGACAGGAAUAGCCAACAGUAUUGCCAUCCUUGCCGAUUAGAAUAGAAUACUUAAUCUAUUGUUUGUAUAGAGAUUCUCAAAGUUAUUGUUAUGUCCUAAUCUUUGCAAUCGUUUUAUGACGGAUAUUCAUAUUUAAUAAAACUAAUUUUUGUUUAAUCUAGCAACGUCUUAUUGUUACACAAAUAUAACAAGAAUACCUUAAAUUGUAAAUAAUUUCCUUAAAGUAUAUGGUAAUUAGAAAAUACGCUUCUAUACAUUUGUAUCUCAUUUGUUUAGUAAUUACGAAAUAUAAAUUAUUGAAUUUG